AAACACCAAGUCAGUUGGUUGAGACAAAUACGUCUCCUCCAGCAGAAGGUGGUCCGUACCACUGGGCUGCUGUCAUUGCUGUCGUCCUCUUUGUUCUUCUGGUACUGAAGAAAACAAAAAUCUGGGAUUGUGUGAAGAGGGUCUGCAGAAGGUAGAGGCUGAACAGAGCAGCUGAGGGGGACGAGGACCACGACAGGCAGGAAGAAAAGUGAUGGUCGACAGUCAGCUGCAGGACACGCCGCCUCCACCUGUUUGAUCAAAGUGUUUACUGGGCCGACAACCAUUAAACCUCCACACGCGUCUGCUGGACCUCAGACACCAAACAACAUGAAAGCUGCUGCUCAUCAUUCAGCGUUAAUCUGGACAAUCCAACUCCCACUUGCACUACAUGUAAAUACUGCACAUUGUCACAUUUUUAAUUUUAUUUUUUUAUAAGGUUUAUUUAAUUAUUUAAGUUUAUUUAUUAUUUAUUAUUUUGUAUCUAUAAAUGCCCAUCGUACUUGUGGGAGGAGUGAACAUCUUCCUCAGUGAUGCAGCGCCUCCUGCUGGUCUUUGCCUUACACAAACGUGUUGUCACUCUCAUCGGUACCAGCGCUUUUACUUUUGUAGAGAGGAGGUGAUGACAGCAAAGUAAGAAACAAGUUUAUUUGAAAAUGCAAUAAAUAUUGUAUAUUUACAUUAAGGAAUAUGGUAAUCAUAGUUAAUGAUCUAUUUUUAUGUUGUAAAAAGCCUGUAAUAUAGGAAAGAGAAAUGAUUAUAACAAUGUUCCAGUCGCUGAGCCUCGGUCUGAUAGAGCGGACUGUGCAGCACUGCUCUCCAUGUUUGGCCACGAGGGCGGAUGAGCUGAACGGAUGUGCGUGAGGUUUCAGCAACGAGCCAACACUCUGGGGAUCCUGUUUCCAAAGCUCGGGGGCUGCAGUGAAGGCGGGUCCGGCUGGCGGACGACGACGGCGACACACAAAGCAAACAAAAGCAGCAAAGGAACAACACUUCCUGUCCUGGAUGUACGCUCACCUUGUCACACAGGUGACCCGACACCUUUGUCAACUCCUGUUCUCACCUUAUCCACUCCGAGGGCAAAGAAAAACCCUGUGGUCGUUUCAUGUUAAUCAGCCAUGUUUUUAUCAUUUGAAAUAAUUUCAAAUAAAAGUGGGGGAAAAGGGUACCUGAUGGACAGCGUUUUUGUUUUCUCUUCCUGUUUACUGCUGUUUUUGUCAUCUCUGCAGUGACUUUUAGAGAAGAGUUUAAAUCUUUUCCUGAAUUAAUGAAUUGGUUGUAGCACAACUCAAAAUAUUCUAAAUGUUUCUAACAGUAUUUCAGUGUUUCUGUUGGUAAGUUUAAAUAUAAGGCCUGUACACAAACUGGUGACUUCAGCUGUCAGAUGUGACUCGUCUCAACAUCAACUACCAGACUCCAGCAGAAAAACUUGGUCACAUGUUUGGUCGCCAUCGCGGUCUUUAUGUUUGUUGGCUUUUUUCCUCAUAGGCGUCAUUUGAAAGGUGAAAGAUUAAAUGCACACGUGGGAACAUGAAAUAACAUGUGAAUGUCUUUAACAUGAUGUGGAAGCUACAGUAAGAGUGACGUGCAGGCCAGACUGUCGGUCUGCAACACGUGGAUACACACACUAUGAUGUAAACGGAUGCGAGGAGAUCGCUGCUUUACGCGUGACGGAAACACGCAAGCUAUCGCGGAAGAGGCCAUUAUUGAACGCUACAUGACUGAAACUCGCCGUUAUUGAGAUCUGCAGAAGAAGCGCGAACAACAGCGGAAGGGGAGGGGUUAGAGAGCACGUGACCCCGCGGUUGACCUACUUCACCUAUAGACGUGCAGGGUUCAACCAGCAUUCGGUGAAGGGAAAUUCAAACCUUUCAGCAUGUGGACUGCGCUCAAAGUUUCAGACCAGGUAACAAAAGUCUAACUUCAUUUGGUAAACACUAACCCUGAGUUUUUGUGGGUUUUACCACGCCAGGGUCUGGCUGAACUCUGCAGGCUGCAGCUGCUUCAUUCAGUUCAACGUCCCUUACAAAGAUGCGCGUGUCUUCGGUUGGAAAUACUUAACAUCCGCUCGGGCAACAGUUUCACCAUGCGGUUUGUGCAGCGCCGAUAAAACAAGUGAAAUAUCAGCAUGUUUUAAACCCAGGAGUGUUGAGGCUGACUUCGUCGUCUGGUGGCAGUUUGGAGAAAAAUGUUUUGCUUCGGCAACGUAGAGAGCUUCGACUCAUGUGCCCGACUCAGCAAGUCAGGGCAACAGAGGGUGAGAACGCAACUCUUCCGUGUCAUCCGGAUCAACGGAUCGACUUGUCUAACCACACAGUGGAGUGGACCAAACUCAACCCCGAGGAGACCGUCCACGUCUAUCGACGCAGAAAGGACGAUCCUGGCCCACAGAGUCCACAAUACAAAGACAGGACGACUCUGAACCGUGAGGACCUGAAGACAGGAAACCUGGCGCUGCACAUCUCCUCAGUGAAUCAGUCUGACAGCGGGACGUACAGAUGUGUCAUCCCAGAGGAGGCAGAGCCCUGUACUGUUGUCCUUCUCAUCGAAACCCAAGACCAACCGGGCGAGACAGAGACAACAACGCGUCUUCUGGAAGAAGGAAAACCUCGACUCAUGUGCCCGACUCAGCAAGUCAGGGCAAAAGAGGGUGAAAGUGUGACUCUCUUGUGUCAUCCGGAUCAACGGAUCGAUUUGUCUGAAGACACAGUGGACUGGACCGUCCACGUCUAUCAGUGCGGACAGGACGAUCUUGAUCCACAGAGUCCACAAUACAGAAACAGGACGACUCUGAACCAUGAGGACCUGAAGACAGGAAACCUGACGCUGCACAUCUCCUCAGUGAAUCAGUCUGACAACGGGACGUACAGAUGUGUCAUCCCAGAGGAGGCAAAGUGCUGUAUUGUUGUCCUUCCUGUCGAUGGUGCCAAGAUGGAGGCUGCCUGGAUCGUCAUCUCCACCGGUGUCGUCAUCGCUGUUGCUCUUGUUCUGUUCAUCCUGGUGAAAUGUGGAAGCACCAAGAUUUGUAAGACGUUGGAAUGGAUGAAGGGACAGGAAGCAGAAAAGGCAAACAAUGGCGAGAUGGAAAACCUGAGGACCCAAACAGAGCGACGUAGCAGUGAGUCGGCGGUCUGAGACGAAAUCCAUCCAUCCAUCCAUCCAUCUUCUUCCGCUUCAUCUGGGACCGGGUUGCGGGAGCAGCAGCUUGAGCAGGGAUGCCCAGACUUCCCUCUCCCCAGACACUUCCUCCAGCUCUUCCGGGUGGACCCCAAGGUGUUCCCAGGCCAGCCGAGUGACAUAGUCCCUCCAGCGUGUCCUGGGUCUUCCUCGGGGCCUCCUCCCGGUGGGGCAUGUCCGGAAGACCUCCCCGGGAAGGCCUCCAGGGGGCAUCCGAAACAGAUGCCCCAGCCACCUCAACUGACUCCUUUCGAUGUGGAGGAGCAGCGGCUCUACUCCGAGCUCCUCACCCUAUCCCUAAGGGAGCGC
This is a messenger RNA of Scatophagus argus, 3483 nucleotides long. Its product is annotated as V-set and immunoglobulin domain-containing protein 1-like. Bases 2221 to 3132 code for a protein of 303 amino acids. The record is from RefSeq and is a predicted model, not a curated record. Lineage: Eukaryota; Metazoa; Chordata; Actinopteri; Scatophagidae. The transcript is spliced from 8 exons.